Messenger RNA from Pelagomonas calceolata, 2207 nucleotides. NCBI's taxonomy places the organism in Eukaryota, Pelagophyceae, Pelagomonadales, Pelagomonadaceae. The record is from the annotation of a GenBank genome assembly.
UUUGGAAAUUCGCCAUUGCUGAGCAGCGCUGCCGAAGGAGCAUUCAUUGCGCUGCGCUGCCGAAGUAAUCAUCGAAGGGGUUCGCUUUACGGCGGCAUCCCUUGCGCGCAACCAGCUGCUGCUGGUGACAAGCGUGCGAGCGCUUCAGCUGCCGCGGGCGCGAGCGCAAGCUUCAGGCUGCCGCGGGCACCGCGGCGAACUAUGCGCGUCGUAGCGGCGCUGACACUACUGCGCUGCGCCGGCGCGCUGGUAGCGCCGCGCCCGCGCGUGACCAUGUCCACCAUCCUCCACUCGAGCCGCGACGGCUCACAACCAAUCGGCACGAAGCGCCAAUUAAUAAGAGCGAAGAGUCAAGAAAUAGGCAAGACCCUGCUCCAAAAGGCGAAGGAGCGGCGGCCGUCUCUGGUAAGAGGCGUGCGCCGCGCGGUGAGCGACUUUCGAGAUGUGACGAACGAGGUCGUCGACUACACGAUCGCGAGCGCGCAACUGUCGCGCCAGAAUCUAUUAGCGUGGGCCCAGGCCUUCGGGGCGCUAGCUGCUUUCGCUGCGGUCGGGGCCGCGACGGCGUCGGGGUCCGCGGCGGCUUUUCCGGAGCUGGUGGGCCGGUUUGGGGCCGCGCGCGCGCUCUCGGCACGCGCGACCAUGGCCAUUUUCGCCUUGGGUUUCGGGAUUGCCUUGCGGCAGAACAAGGCGUUGAUCGGGAGGCAGGGGCUCGCGCCCUACCACAAGGUGCUCGAGCGAGUCGAGAGGAAUAGGACGUCGACGUGGUCGCGAGUCGAAGCCGUGCCGUCCUUACUCUGGCUCUCCAAGAACAAAACGGACUCGGCAUUAACAGUUGUAUCAGCGUUGGGUUUGGCUCUUUCAUUACCGUGUGCUUUGGGCGGCGCUCUGCACGGCGGCGGUCGACUCGCUCUCAUAACAUGCUACGCGUUAUAUGCAUCGAUAUCAAAUGUCGGCGGCCCCUUCUACGGCUAUGGGUGGGAGUCGCAGCUGCUCGAGACGGCCGCUUUAUGUGCCUUGCCCUCGCACCCGGAAUGGGGCGGAGUAUUGGCCUUGCGCUGGCUCGCCUUCAAAAUUAUGCUCGGGGCUGGAUUAAUCAAACUAAGAGCUCGAGGGCGAACGUCGGACGGCUGGCACGACCUCACGGCCAUGACGACGUUCUUCGAGACGCAGCCGCUGCCCUCGCCCAUGUCCCGCCGCUUGCACUUCGCUCCAAAAGGAUUCCACCUGUUUGCUACGGCCUCCAAUCACGUCAUCGAGCUCUUCGCGCCAUUGGGAUUGUUGAUCGGGUGUGUGUUGCGCAUUUUGCCCUUUUCUGGACUGAGGAGUGUAGGAAGAUCAUUGGUCGUCUUCUACGGUCUCGUGCACGUGCUCUUCCAGGUGGCCUUGAUCGGCAGCGGCAACCUGAGCUUCCUCAACUAUUUAACAAUAAUACCUGCACUGGCGUGCUUCGACGACGCGGCGCUCAUGUGGCUCUUAGGGAUAGCGGCGCCGACGAACACGGGACCGGGCCUGCGGUGGAUCUUGAACCUCCCGCUUGCUUUAGGAUCGGUGGCCUUCAUCGCCUGGCUGAACAAACCGGUAUAUGAAAAUCUAGUAGGGCCCGCGCGGAAGGAUAGUACGAGCAAACGGCAGGUGAUGAACGGGAGCUUCGACCGCGUCGUCUCGAUCCGGCGCCUCUGCGAGAAGCUGCGGAUAGCGCCGCCAUCGAGGCCGCUCAAUUUGAGGAGUUUGCGCCUGGCGAACGCCUUCGGCGCGUUCGGCAGUGUCCAGCGGACGCGCGAUUUAUUGGUGGUGGAGGGGAGUAGGGGAGAGGCCGACGACUGGAAUUGGCGCGAGUUCGACUUCCGGGGCCAGCGCGCGGACCUGAACGCGCGGCCCGUGGUCCUGGCGCCGUGGCACUGGCGCCUGGACUGGCAGCUCUGGAUCGCGGCGUGCAAGGGCCCGAACGGGACGAAUGAUAGGUGGUUCCUCUCCUUGCUGCUCAAGCUCCUCGAGAACGACGCGGCGACGUCGUCGCUGUUGCAUGCGAAUCCGUUCCUUGAUUCUGAACCGCCGACGCACGUGCGCGUGUCGCAGUACCGCUACGCUUUUGUGGCGCCGGACAACGGCACGGAGGCCGUCUGGACGCGCGAGCCGCGGCGCGUUUUGGUCCGGCCCGUCGGCGCGGAGGCGCUGCGCGAGGCGCUGCGGACGUAACAAUUCAC